AUGCCGAAGCACAGACAGUGGGAAGGUCUUGCGGAGAUCACGGAAAAGUAUGGUGAUAUCGUGAUGCUUCGCAUUCUAGACCAGCGGAUCGUCAUCUUCGGAGGCGGAGGUACCGUUCUCGAACACCUCGAGAAGACCUCUGCUACUACGUCCGGUAGAGCCCAGAGUCCAAGCUUUAAAAUGUCAGGGAUGACCGAAGCGUUCGGCUUCAUGGAGUACGGACAAGCAUGGCGCCUCCGAAGGCGGCUGUUCUGGCAGUACUUCAACUCGAAUGCCAUCCGGAAGUACCAGGAAGUGCAGCGAGAGCAUAUUCACAAACUAGCAAAGUCGCUUCUCGAAUCCACCUCCGCUUCUCCGAACACCAGCGCCAUGUCCGCCGCCCUUUUAGAGAUCGUUUACGGCCUCCAAGCCAGAGAAGGCGACGAAACCAUCAAAGUGGUCGACAUCGGUAUGCAAGGUGUGCGCGAGCUGCUCCUCUCGGGAACCUUCCUCGUCGACAUCCUCCCGUUCCUCCAAUACGCCCCGUCGUUCAAGCCGUUCCGCCGGACCUUUGAGCGGUGGCGGAGGGACUUGAGACGGAUGAUGGUGCUCCCUUUUGAGCGCUAUAUGGCUGAAGAUCCGAGGCCGGAGUGCGUAGCCACCGACAUGAUCAGCGGCGCACAAAGGCUCGUCAAGGUCAACAUGUGCGUUUACCAGGAUUUGCAGUAUCAUACUUAUAUAUCUGCGCAGACGGCUUCCACACUCUUGGUCUUUUUUCUCGCUAUGUCGCUGUACCCUGAAGUUCAGAUGCGCGCACAAGCAGAACUCGACGCGGUUGUAGGCCAGAACCGCCUCCCGGACUUCAGUGACCGACCGAACCUUCCGUACGUGAACGCUAUCGUCAAAGAGGUUUAUCGCUGGCUUCCUGUGUCACCUCUUGGUCUCCCGCACUUCACCACGGAAGACGAGGAGAUGGGUGGAUACUUCAUUCCCAAGGGUACGAUUUUGGUAUCGAACAUCUGGGCGUGCCUGAGAGACUCGGAGGCGUACGAAAACCCAGAAGAGUUCCUCCCUGAACGCUGGAUCAAAGACGGCAAAAUCGAUCCUGACGUAAGGGACUCUGAGAGGUAUCUGUUCGGGUUCGGGAGGAGGAUUUGUCCUGGCAGGCACUUCGCCGACGCAGCUGUCUUCGUCGGCGUCGGCGUGCUGUUGCAUGUCUUCAAAUUCUGUCCCCCGCUAGACGCGGACGGGAAGGAGAUCAAGAUAAAACCGCGACUGGCUGAUAUCUUCGUCUCGUGA
This is a messenger RNA of Epithele typhae, 1278 nucleotides long. RefSeq names its product cytochrome P450. The record is from RefSeq and is a predicted model, not a curated record. The transcript is spliced from 7 exons. Lineage: Eukaryota; Fungi; Basidiomycota; Agaricomycetes; Polyporales; Epitheliaceae. Gene Ontology annotation, molecular function: iron ion binding; heme binding; monooxygenase activity. The coding region runs from base 1 to 1278 and encodes 425 amino acids.